CCUCCUGAUGUUUUUACUUUUUACAAUCUCCCACAUUUACUUUCCCUUCGUCAAAGGAAAAUGACUGUUCUUUCCCGCCAAAACCUGCCUGGCCUUCCCUUUCCCUCCUUCCAUUUUUUCCCCUAAACUGUACCCUCCGUCUUCCCUUUUUUACUGCCCACUUUCUUCCCUCCUUCCCAUCUCUCCUCCCGAAGUAGCCAGCUAAAGCUAGAGAGAGAUGAAGGGAGCUUCCAAGGUGAUAAUGGGAGCCACGGUGGCGAUGGUGGUCGGGCUAGGAUUCGUGCUCACCCUAGUUCUGAUGCUCCUAGCUGAGCUCUACUGCAACCUCAUUCUCCGCCGCCGUCAGCACCGCCAGCAGCCGGCGGUUUCCUCCCCUGAUACCACCGCCACCAUCUCCACCUCCCCUCCUUCCAACCUCCUCCACAACCACCACCACUCUACCUCUUACCCUUCUCCACCGCCGACGGCGGUGGGUGUCCUCCAACCUCCGAGAAGCUUCCUCUUCCCCAUCCCCGCAGCCAAAGAAGCCAAGAGACCGAUCUACAGCCGCCGCCGCAACGACGACGAGUCUCGCCACCACCAGCUGAUCCACCACGUCCUCGAGCUCUACGACGGCACCAGCCCGCAGCACAUCGGCCUCCUCCGCACCCCUUCUUCCCCUCCAGAAAUCCGAGAAAUCCCCGCCGACGUCGUUGGCAAGGAGUCCCCUGGCAACGCCGCCGAGCAUUUCAUUUACAUCUCCAAUCCCAUCUACGACAACCGCCGCCCUCCCCUCGCCGUCGCCAAGGCUAACGGCAACGACGACGGUGCCGAUUACAGCAGCGGCAGUGACACCCCGUUCGAAACCCCAGACUCGUCGCCGUCACGCCUGGAGAGCUGCAGCGACGAGGAGAUAACCACCUCCGGCGGGCAGCAGCAAUACUCCUCCGCUGCUCCCGGCGGAAGCUACUAAUACUAUUUCGGGGAGUACUGAUUCCAAUUGUAACAACGGGCUGCUUUCUUCUCCGUCCUCUAUAUGCACAACUUCUCCGUCGUGGUGAUUCGUAGUCAGUUUUAGCUUUUCCCCUUUCUUCGUUUCUUUCUUUCUUUCUUGAUCUCGGUAGUUGUAGUGUGGAUAUAAGCAAAACAUAAACGAAUAAUAAUAAUAGGGGGUAUUAUGGGUAACUCCUAAUUGCUUUUUAAUAUUUUUAGCUCCCUCUGUUUCUUUGUCUUUUAAUCUUUAGAAUAGCUCUGUUUUCUUAUGGGUUUUUGUAAACAUUGGUUAUUUGACCGGUUGCCGUGGUAUUUGUCCAGUUUUGAGGUAAUUUAUGACAAGUCAGAGCUGUAAGUCCACAUACCACAGUUCAGUUGGGCUUAGGGGUGUAAGUUCGGGUCGGGUUCGGUUACCCAAACCCGAAAACUCGAAACCGAAAAUCACUAAAAUCGAACCUGAACCCGAUAAGGAAUUUUCGGGUUUCGGAAUUCCUUAUUGGGUUCGGGUUCGGUUAAAACAAAACCGAAACUCGAACGCCUAAAAAUACGGGCUGAGUUCUAUUCAUUGGAGGUUUUUAGCCGGAAUCCGAAAAACCGAUAAGCAAAACCAAACCCGAAACCGGAAAAUCCAAAACCCGAAACGAACCCGAACCCAAAAAACCGAAAAUGUAUAUAAUUGGGUCGGUUUCGGGUAAACCCCAAAAACCGAACCCGAAUUGUAGUUGGGGUUAAGAGAAGCUUCAGUUUUCCGUAGAUGUCUCCAUUAUCCUUUUUUUAAUUGACCUUGCUCCUGCUCUGUUGCCAUUUGUUUAUGACCAAAAAAAAUAAAAAUAAAGUACAGUCUCCCCAUUGCAGUGUUUAGUUACUAUCCUUGUCUAAGAUAAACGCAACAAUGCACUGACAUCUCUGAUGUUUCUUAAUUCUUAUGGUUGGAUAGUGGAUACACAUAAAUUUGUAUCUGAAAUUAUAUCGAACAAUUUAGUGCAAUACUAUUUGGUGCUAUAUUUAUGGUUUAUUUAUAGCAUAUAGCCAUAUACGUAUGAUAUCGUUGUUAAAAUAAUACUAAAAAAGAUAAUAUAUUUUGCUGAUAUGAUACCGAUCAAAACCAGUUAAUGAAUUGCGAAUAGAUAGAUAAUCCGAUCACUGAUACAAUACGAUAACACAACCAUGGUAUUUGCACUGCAUUCGAGUGCGGAAAUUAAAAUUGAAGCCUAGUUUAGAAAUGAUAAUCCGACCACCAAUAAUUUCAUCAAUCAUCU
Molecule: messenger RNA, 2231 nt
Organism: Linum trigynum
Lineage: Eukaryota; Viridiplantae; Streptophyta; Magnoliopsida; Malpighiales; Linaceae
Source: the annotation of a GenBank genome assembly